UUGCGCAGAGAAUGCGAUGACGGUAGGUGCAGUACUAUAAUAAAGUAAAUAAAUACAAAAUGACAUAUAUGACCUCGAAUGUCAGUAAAAGUAAAACCCAGAGCUCAGAACAAAAGUCAUUUUAACAUUCCCCAGGUCCAAUGCCCUCUGAAGAUUCGCUACCCAUUCUCUUUCCUUGUCAAAGGUAAACGAUCGGUUCCCGCCAAAAAGCUUCUUACCCCUCCCGUAUAUAAAACAGUGCACCUUUUACUGCCCCAUACUCCACCACAGAGAGAGAGAGAGAGAGAUGAGGGGGACAUCCAAGGUGAUUAUGGGGGCAACCUUGGUAAUGGUAGUGAGCCUUGCCAUAGUGGUAGGCCUAAUCUUGGUGCUACUAGCUGAGCUCUACUGUUCUCUCUUACUCCGCCGGCGUCAGCUCAGAGACACCAACUCUGAAACCGCCACCACCACUACUGCCAUUGCCACUGUCCCCACAACCACCAGCACUCCCUCUUCAGAGCCCUCACAGCCCCAAAACCAGUCAUCUCCUCCCCCUCUUCGUAGCUUCUAUUCCCAAGGGGUUCUCCAUGCCCCAAGAAGCCUCCUCUUCCCUGCAUUCUCUACCAAAGAAGACAAUGCAGAAUCAAAGAAGCAGCAUUCCAAGCUUCAUCAUAUCAUUGAUGUACUCCAAACCCAAGAGACCAACACAAGCCCUCGUCAAAUUGGACUAUUAUCUGCUUCUUCUUCCCCACCAACUCCUUUCAUUCAUAUAACCACACCAAAGCCAAUUCAAGAAGUCCAUAUUCAAGGUGGUGGUGACACUACUUGUAAUGACAAAGCUGGUGGUUCUGGGGAGCAUUUUAUGUACAUUUCUAACCCCAUAUAUGACAAUGAUGCUAGGCCAAGCAGCGUGGAUACACCAUUUGAAACACCAGACACAUCGCCUUCACGGUUAGAAAUGAGUGGUUCUUCAGGUGAUGAUGAGGUUGCUCAGACAUCUCCAUGUAGUCCCUCAAGCCCAACCACACCUCCUUUGACUCCAAUGAAGAAGCUCCCAGCUGAAGCUUGCUCUGUCUCCCUUAAAAAUGCCAGAUCUUUAGGUACUUCAGGUAGUGAGUCUAAUAGUAACAAUGGCCAUUCUUCAUCAUCAUCAGGUUCUCCUUGUACCUCUCCUUCAUGGUGAUGCAUUGUCAAAGGCAUAACCAGACUGGGGGGCUUUGUUUUUUUUUUUUUUGCUUUUUUGUUAACCUUGAAAUUUGGGUUUGAUGUGAAUAUAGUAAUGGAAAUGGAAGUUGGUAGCAGAGAAAAAGACACAGUAGAGGGUAAGAAAGAAACUUUUUCUCUGCAUGCGUGGCCACGGCACCCAAGGCAAGCCACGCCAAGGCCAUCUAAUUUUCUUUAUCUUUCUUUUUCCACCAGUACGUACGUUGCAGAAAUGCUUUUUUGUUUUCAUUUGCUUGUGUGGGUGUUUUUGGAAA
This is a messenger RNA of Quercus robur (English oak), 1457 nucleotides long. Its product is annotated as endochitinase A. Bases 287 to 1162 code for a protein of 291 amino acids. The transcript has a single exon. NCBI's taxonomy places the organism in Eukaryota, Viridiplantae, Streptophyta, Magnoliopsida, Fagales, Fagaceae. The record is from RefSeq and is a predicted model, not a curated record.